This is a messenger RNA of Tremella mesenterica DSM 1558, 2007 nucleotides long. RefSeq lists its product as uncharacterized. The coding region runs from base 532 to 1830 and encodes 432 amino acids. The transcript is spliced from 13 exons. NCBI's taxonomy places the organism in Eukaryota, Fungi, Basidiomycota, Tremellomycetes, Tremellales, Tremellaceae. Gene Ontology annotation, molecular function: nucleotide binding. The record is from RefSeq and is a predicted model, not a curated record.
AUCUGUGUACAUCCCAUCUCGUACGUCUCAUCACCAUCACUCCUAACAGUUGCCGGAAAACAAGGAAGAAGGGGUAGGUCAAUUACUUUCGCAUGAGUUGAACCGAAAGCUGACGCAACUUACUCGUUCUCUUCCACUCUAUGCCUCAUUCCCCACUAUCCCACGAUCGCAUAUCCCCACGAUACCACGAUCCUGCACUACACAUUCCCCACGAUUUACGACGCAUUGACCCAUGAUCCCAUGAAACUACGACUCCAAUACACUACACCUCUGGACUUCUCGAUCUCACCCCCAUCUCGAUCGACAUGACCUCCAUCAAUCUAUCAUUCUAUGGCGCCAUCUAUGGGGAUCCAAUCCGGGGAUUCGGCUAUGCUACCGUGCUACCAUACUAUCGGGCUUUCUCCCUCUAUGCGCCUACGCACUGCCUUUAUCGUGCCAUCGUCGUGGGUCCUCCUCCUCGGUAUAAUUUAUACCUCCAGGUUUCAGACUUGGUAGUUGUCACUUCGUAUCAGACUGGAAGAAGAUUACAACAUGGGCCUGAGGGAUUUGGCAGCUACUAAAGCUGCUACCACUGGACAGAAUGGGACAGAGACCACCGGACCAGAGCUCAACGUCAUCAUGGUUGGCGGAGGAGGGGCCAUGUUUGGUAGUACAGAAGGCCCGUGGAACCUCUCCGCUCGGUUGGAACACCGUCUCGGUCCCCGACUCAAGGUACAAGGUGUAAUCGACCCCGAUCCUAGUCGUGCUCUAGCAGCACUGGAGAAGAAGAAAACCAGUUUGGUGAAGGAUUCUUAUGAAGGUACUGAGGUGUACCCAACUAUAGCUGUCUUUGCGGAGGCUAUCAAGGAGGGCAAAGUCAAGACGCCAGAUGCCGCCUUUGUCGCGUCUCCUCCCGUCUGGCGAGGAUCUCUCGAACCAGGUCGCGACCUUGAAAUACAACUCAUCGAAGCGUUCCCGAAAAUCCACAUCUUCCUCGAGAAGCCAGUCGCUACUGCUGUACCGUGGGACAAGAGCGUGUCCGACGCCAAAACAAUAGCUGACAGACUCGCAAAGCAUCCGGGCUUCGUAUCGAUUGGAUACUGCCUGCGUUAUGCCAAAGCGGCUCUAGAAAUGAAGAAGAUCUUGAAAGAGAACAACUUGAGAGUCAUGUCUACUAUGGCAAGAUAUAUCUCGGCGUACGAGUUGUCUCCAAAGAGUGCCUGGUGGGACGUUACCAAGCUUCAAGGUCCCAUCGUCGAACAAGCUACGCACAUCUGUGAUCUUUCCCGACACUUCGGAGGAGAUGUCAUUCCUGAGACUAUUUCGGCAAACGCUUUGGAGGCAUACGAAGAACCAGCAUCUAAUCUCAGCAAGAUCUCCUUUGACGAGACGGAAGUUCCACUCAAGCACCGUAUUCCUCGUGCGACGGCUGCGUGUUGGAAGUACAAGAGUGGAGCAGUCGGUACCGUCGUGCACGCGCUUGUUCUGCACGGUGUCGAUUACGCUGUCGAGCUCGAGGUCUAUGCCGAUGGGUAUCAACUGAUCUUGCAAGAUCCAUUCGGUAUCCCCUCGCUGUCCAUCCGAAAGCCCGGAUCCGAUAUCCCCGAGGUCAUACAAUUGACCGGAGAUGAUCCUUAUCAAACUGAAGUGGAUGCUUUUAUCGAUGCGAUCGAUGGCAACGGGGCCUCCCGCAUCCUGUGCGAUUACGCCGACGCUGCAAAAACAUACGAGAUGACAUGGUACAUCCGAAACUCGGCGGAAGAAUCCAGCAGGCGGCUGCGCGAGAUGAACGGGGUAACACUGCCCGAGCCGACCGCAGAGGAAUUGGCGUUUGACGCAUGGAGCAAAUGAUAGAGAGGUAUAGUACAGGAUAGAAGAGGGUCGGCUCAUGGCAAUGUGACAUGUGCAUCUCGGAUCGAUGUAGGGGGAUGUUCACUGACAAAGGGACGGCAUGGUCACACUACAAAGCUCAUUGUACAACUGAUUGUUUAAGGCAUCAAAGACCAAAUGCAUCUAAGUUGUGUCUGU